GUACAAUCUUCCAAUAGCUCCAAGAGUCGAGAAUUGCAUAAUGAACCAUGGUCUGUCUUGUUUGAAUUUUAUAUAGUCAAAUAUUAUUCUCCCAUAUCUCGAAGUCGCUUUGAUAUCAUCUUCCAACUGCAUGUAAUAAUCAGCUCGUCUGCUACCGUAGUUCAUAAGAUAGAUGUAAUAUGGUAGAUGUAAUUGUUCGUGAUCUCAUCCUUUAAGUUCUGUGGUGUGCUAUGAGGUAAAGAAUCGAUGUGUUGAAAUACAGGUGGGCUGACCAUAAUACGAUGUAAAUUGCGAGCAUUGAAACACUGGGUUCUAUUGUAUUCUGGAGAACAGAAACGACUGAAUUCGUCAUCAACAAGAAUCCAUCCCACUGGUUUAAAUUGA
Messenger RNA from Haemonchus placei, 384 nucleotides. The record is from the annotation of a GenBank genome assembly. NCBI's taxonomy places the organism in Eukaryota, Metazoa, Nematoda, Chromadorea, Rhabditida, Trichostrongylidae.